This is a messenger RNA of Cinara cedri, 342 nucleotides long. NCBI's taxonomy places the organism in Eukaryota, Metazoa, Arthropoda, Insecta, Hemiptera, Aphididae. The record is from the annotation of a GenBank genome assembly.
AUGGCCAGCCUUAAAAUUACACUAGAAACCGAAGUUGAGGAUCUUGACAUACGGAAUUCUCUCUUAGAACUAGUAGACGUAUGUAGUUAAUCCAAAAAAAUAAAACUCGAUUGAUAGCCUAUGAAAAACAUAUUCUAGCGUUCCUUUAAAUAGUUGAGUUGUAAUAUUUCUGAAUUGAUUUUUUUUUUUUUUUAGGGUAAUGUUCAAAGAAGUAAUGUUGCAAAAAGCUAUUUAGAAGAAAUAACUAAACAACUGGCAAUAGUUUUCAAUUAUAAAUUAAUAAUUGAUGAUAUUGUUGAUAAAUUUAGCCCAAAAGAAAUUAAAAAAAAGUAUGAAAUAUAA